AUGUUCAGGUCCAAACGCUCAGGUCUUGUGCGGCGACUUUGGAGAAGCCGUGUCAUCCCGGACAGGGAAGGGGCAGAUGGGAGCUCCAGGCAGAGCCAGGACCACGGUGGGGGCACCAGCCGCAGCAAAACCCCGGAGAAAAACCCCUCCUCGGAAAUCCGCACGGUAACCCGCAACCUGGCGAGGGACCCAGCGGAGCUGUGCGCCUGGGAGCCGGGCCAGGAGGGCAGGGGGAGCCCCAUGGCGGAGCGGGAUGGGCCCCGGGGCGGCCCCGGGCAGCAGCAGGAGGAGGACGGGGAAGAGGAGAGCCCGUGGUGGGCACAGGAGAGCGAAUGCAAAACAGUGACUUGCUGCCUCUUCAAGGAGCGGGAGCCGGGCAGCCCCAGGCCCGCGGGCGCCUCCUCCCGGGACAGGGAGCUGCGGUCUUGCGACUUCCCGCUGCGAGCCCCCCCGGAGCCCCGCAGCCGGGAGGCCCGGUCCCGGCUCCUGCUGCUGGAGCAGGAGCUCAAGUCCGUCACCUACUCGCUGCUGAAGCGGCUGAAGGAGAGGUCGCUGGACAGCCUGGUGGAGGCGGUGGAGUCCCGAGGGGGGAUGCCCAGCGGCUGCGUCCUGGUCUCCCGCACCGAGCUGCGCCUGGGGGGCCAGGCGGCGCCCCCGCAGCUGCUCCUGGGCAAGCUGUUCCGCUGGCCGGACCUGCAGCACCCGGCGGAGCUGAAACCGCUGUGCGAGUGCCAGAGCUUCGGGCUGGCCGACAGCCCCACGGUCUGCUGCAACCCCUACCACUUCAGCAGGCUCUGUGGGCCAGAGUCUCCCCCGCCUCCUUAUUCUCGGCUGUCUCCUCAUGACGAGCAAAAGCCACUGGAUCUAUCAGAUUCCACGUUGUCUUACACUGAAACAGAGGCUACUAACUCACCAAACACCACCCCGGGAGAAUUCUCAGAUGCCAGUAUGUCGCCUGAUGCCAUUAAGCAGAGCCACUGGUGUAAUGUUGCCUACUGGGAACAUCGGACUCGUGUGGGACGCCUCUACACAGUGUAUGAACAGUCUGUCAGUAUAUUUUAUGACCUACCUCAAGGAAAUGGCUUCUGCCUCGGACAGCUAAACCUGGAAAAUAGGAGUGAGACUGUUAGAAGGACUCGAAGUAAAAUCGGCUAUGGGAUUUUACUUAGCAAAGAACCGGAUGGUGUGUGGGCCUACAAUCGCAGUGAGCAUCCUAUCUUUGUCAACUCCCCAACACUGGACAUUCCCAAUUGUAGGACUUUAAUAGUACGCAAAGUGAUGCCUGGCUAUUCGAUAAAGGUAUUUGAUUACGAGAAGUCUUGCCUCUUACAACACGCCACGGAUCUGGAUUAUGCAGAUGGGCCCUACGACCCAAACAGCGUUCGGAUAAGCUUUGCUAAAGGAUGGGGGCCAUGUUAUUCGAGACAGUUCAUCACAUCAUGUCCUUGUUGGUUGGAGAUAUUACUCAGCAACAAUAGAUAA
Molecule: messenger RNA, 1482 nt
Organism: Emys orbicularis (European pond turtle)
Lineage: Eukaryota; Metazoa; Chordata; Testudines; Emydidae
Gene: SMAD6
Product: SMAD family member 6
Exons: 4
Coding region: 1-1482 (493 amino acids)
Biological process (GO): BMP signaling pathway; cell differentiation; regulation of transcription by RNA polymerase II
Cellular component (GO): heteromeric SMAD protein complex
Molecular function (GO): I-SMAD binding; transcription regulator inhibitor activity
Source: RefSeq, a predicted model, not a curated record